Messenger RNA from Leucoraja erinaceus (little skate), 2149 nucleotides. Its product is annotated as astacin-like metalloendopeptidase. The coding region runs from base 30 to 1730 and encodes 566 amino acids. Gene Ontology annotation, molecular function: metalloendopeptidase activity; zinc ion binding. The transcript is spliced from 14 exons. Lineage: Eukaryota; Metazoa; Chordata; Chondrichthyes; Rajiformes; Rajidae. The record is from RefSeq and is a predicted model, not a curated record. Gene Ontology annotation, biological process: proteolysis.
CGUCUGCUCUGUGAUCUUUGCUCUCGGUGAUGCUGCGCGCGGCCGGGCGGGCCGGGAACGCGCGCCGCGAGCCUGCACGAGGCGAGGCACCAGGUGUCGCGUGGACGCGGGUCCCGGGCAACCUCCCCUCAGCUCGGCUCGGCGGCGCAGGCCGCGGCGUCGGCUUGUUCAGGUGCAUCAUAACAACAUUGGUGAACUAUGUGAAUUCAACAAGUCAAGCAGUCCAACUGCAGCGUCGAGGCGAACUGGGGCUCCCGAUGUUAAAGCCCCCGGCGGGCGAUGAUGACUUGAACAAGUUGCAAAGUGAAACGAAUGAAGCUGAUAUCUUCAGUAUGAUUUUGAAAGCCAAUAAAGAACUAUUAGAAAGUACAGGAAAUAAAAAGAUUGAGCAUGGAGACAUCGUACUUGAUAAUUCUAGAAAUGCUAUGAUAUGUAGGCGUUCACCAAAAAGUUGUUUAUGGCCGUCUUCCGAAGAUAGGAAUGUUUAUGUACCAUAUAGACUCAGUAGAGACUACGAUAAUUCAGAAAGAAGAACAAUUAAAAGAUCUCUGCAUGAGAUUGCCACUUUCACGUGCGUAAAGUUUUACGAGCCUCGUAGACAUAAACGUGCCUUUGUUUCAGUUACCGCAGGAGCUGGAUGCUAUGCAAUUGUUGGAUUUACGGGACAACAACAGAUACUAUCACUCAACCAGCGAUCUUGCUUGUACUUUGGUAUAAUAGAACAUGAAUUUCUGCAUUCAAUCGGUUUUCAGCAUGAACACUGCAGGAGUGACCGUGACUCCUAUAUCAGGAUCUUAUGGCAAAAUGUUAUGAAAAAUCAAGCAUUUAAUUUUGAUAAACUGCGGACCAAUAAUCUUGGGACAAAAUAUGAUUAUACCUCAAUUAUGCACUAUGGCAGAUAUGCUUUUUCUAAAAAUAGGUUUCCUACUCUAGAACCAGUGGAUCCAAAUGCCAGAAUUGGACAAAUUCGAGGACUUACCACGCUGGAUGCUUAUAAGAUUAACAAAUUGUAUAAUUGUGAUGUAUGUGGACAGAUAUUAAACUCCAAAAUUGGAAGCAUAACUUCUCCAAAUUUCCCAGGACUUUAUCCCAACAAUUUGAACUGUAACUGGCUGAUUAGGAUAAUGGACCCUUACAAGAUUUUCUUAGAAUUUUCUGUAUUUAGGGUACAUGAAACUGGACAGUGCCACGAUCAUUUAACAAUUUACGACGGUGCCAAUGAACAUGCACAUAUUCUAGAUGGACCAACUUGUGGUGCAGAGAAUCCAGCUGUGAUAUCAAAGCGAAAUGAAUUAUUAAUUACGUUCUUUUCCAACUGGAGGUCACAAGCACCUGGUUUUGUUGCCGCUUACAAACUGACACAAUGUGGAAUUACGAAGAAAGGCAAAAUUGGGCGUGUUCAAAGUAUGUCUAGACUGUCCCUCCACAAUCGCUGCUUUUGGGUUGUGCUGAUUGAAAGAAACCAUCAGGUAGUCUUGCAACUGGAAAGUUUUACUAUUGAGGAGAGCCCAAACUGCACAAAAAGUAGUCUGACCAUUCAUGAUGCAGCCAGAACUCCUCCCACCAUUGCAGGAAUGUUCUGUGGAAAAAUGAAAUUACCAUUACUUUGGACAUCCUUUGGACGUACAGUUGUGAUAGAAUUUCACUAUACGCCAUCAGCAUAUAUUCGUCAAUUUAAAAUAAGAUACCACAGCAUUAAGAGUAAGUGUUCAAAAUACACAAGCUUAUAAAAAUCAAAGUGCUUUCACUUGUUUUUCCUGAAAUCACCCUUUCAAUAGUCUCCUCUUCUUUUUCUAAACUAUGUAAUUAUUUUUCACAAAUCUGUGUUUCCUGGUGGUGUUUAGAUUUUACAUGUACUAUAGCGGCACCAUACGUGGCGAAUAAAGGCGAGUCGUCAGGCCGGUUCAAAGAAUCAUUUAUUCGGUGGUAGUUGGUGCGCUAACUAUAAUACAAUGUUGUUGCAGCUGAGCGAGGUUGUUCCCUCAUGCUCAGCUGCCAGUUGUCUACUUAGGUCUCGUGGUGAGAGAGCUUUUGUAUCAGGACACUCCCUCCAGCCCAUGACGUCACAUGCCCGCCCUCUUAUCUCCUGACGAGGGUUCGAGCAUGAGUGGCCCUGUUUAGGCUGACGCCACAGGACCCCCCCCCCCCC